UGAAGGUGGGGCAUGUUUUCUGGAUACCAUGAUUACAAAUUCCAGUGUGAUAGCAUCAGCCCUGAGGACAGAGGGUACAUGUCCCUGUCACCUUCCCAGUCUGCUAUAGGCUGGGCCCAGAUGAUGAGGCUAGGACUGACCAUUCCUGAUGAGAAUGGAAGAGUCUGGGAGAAUGUUGAUGGUCGCCUUGGAUACAUGUUCCCUCUGUGAUUCUGGGAUGUUACCCUUCUUUGAGAGAGUGGACAACUGACUAGAUAUGAAUGUUUGAGAGGGUCCUCUUACUUCAAAUGCUAUAGUUGGAGGGGUUGGAAGGGAAACAACUCUGUCACCAAAAAUUCUGCAGAUUUGUCCAGGUGUUCAGUGUCAAAGUCUACUCUGUAGCAGAGGGGAGCAGUGGCCCAGGGUGGCAGAAACUUAAUUCCUACUCCUCAAAGGUGGGACAAGAAAAGUCAGUGCUAUAAUGAGGAGGGAAGGUUAUUAGGACAAGAGAUGGUUUAGUCUUGGGGGGAGGCAAGCCCUCAAACAGAUCACUGUGCAGUGAUCCAAACUGAAAUGGGGGGAAUGCAGAGUGAAAUUGAGGAAGCCAAGUGGGAGCAGGCAGGGACAGCUGCUGAAGGAGAUGACGUCUGCGUUAACUUGGAAAGGAUGAGCCAUCUUCUCAAGUAGUGGAGGAGGCAGAGGCCAGCAUGGAGCAGUGUGCCAGUGUGGAGAGAGAGGUGGACAAGGUCCUGCAGAAGUUCCUGACCUAUGGGCAGCACUGUGAGCAAAGCCUGGAGGAGCUGCUGCACUAUGUGGGCCAGCUGCGUGCUGAGCUGGCAAGUGCAGCCCUCCAGGGGACACCUCUCUCAGCCACCCUCUCCUUGGUGAUGUCUCAGUGCUGUCGGAAGAUCAAAGACACUGUGCAGAAACUGGCAUCGGACCACAAGGACAUUCACAGCAGUGUCUCCCGAGUGGGCAAAGCCAUUGACAGGAACUUUGACUCUGAGAUUUGUGGUGUGGUCUCCGACGCGGUAUGGGACUCUCGGGAGAAGCAGCAGCAGAUCCUGCAGAUGGCCAUUGUGGAGCACCUGUACCAGCAGGGCAUGCUCAGCGUGGCAGAGGAGCUGUGCCAGGAGUCCACCCUCAACGUGGAUUUGGAUUUCAAGCAGCCUUUCCUGGAGCUGAAUCGAAUCCUGGAAGCUCUGCAUGAGCAGGACCUGGGGCCAGCGUUGGAAUGGGCCAUCUCCCACAGGCAGCGCCUGCUGGAGCUCAACAGCUCCCUGGAGUUCAAGCUGCACCGACUACACUUCAUCCGCCUUCUGGCAGGUGGCUCUGAGAAGCAGCUGGAGGCCCUCAGCUAUGCCCGGCACUUCCAGCCCUUUGCACGGCUGCACCAGCGGGAGAUCCAGGUGAUGAUGGGCAGCCUGGUGUACCUCCGGCUGGGCUUGGAGAAGUCACCCUACUGCCACCUCCUGGAUAAUAGCCAUUGGGCGGAGAUCUGUGAGACCUUUACCCGGGAUGCUUGUUCCCUGCUGGGGCUUUCUGUGGAGUCACCCCUCAGUGUCAGCUUCGCCUCUGGCUGUGUGGCGCUGCCUGUGCUGAUGAACAUCAAAGCAGUGAUCGAGCAGAGGCAGUGCACGGGGGUGUGGAGUCACAAGGAUGAACUGCCGAUUGAGAUAGAACUCGGCAUGAAGUGCUGGUACCACUCGGUCUUUGCGUGCCCCAUCCUCCGCCAGCAGACAUCCGAUUCCAACCCUCCCAUCAAGCUCAUUUGUGGCCAUGUGAUCUCAAGAGAUGCACUCAACAAGCUCAUUAAUGGAGGAAAGCUGAAGUGUCCCUACUGCCCUAUGGAGCAAAACCCAGCAGAUGGCAAACGCCUCAUAUUCUGAUCCCAGCCUCGAAGGAACUUUGGUUUUGAGGGGUUUUCACCCAUGAUCCUUGGCCAUCUCAGUGAGGAUGGCUGGUUUCAGUGGACUGUAGUUCAUUUCAGAGCGGCAAACUUGAGGAGUGCCACCAUGGCCAGAAGCUGGAAGGAUAUGAGCCAACCUGCCCUAGGCAGCUGGCUCCCUGGCUGUAAGAAGCUGGCUUCUCUAGUCCUGCUGUGUCCGUUUAUAUUUGCUGUAAGUAUCGACCAACAUAGAAGCAAGGACUUGCCACCAGCAGCAGAUGUCUUCCCAUCCCUGCCUCAGCCAGGUCCCACUGCCAUGCCAGCAUCAUGUCCGCCUCCUGCUGUAUGGCCUCACCAAUGUAUGUAUCUGUUUCCUACUGUAAAUAGUCUAGGUUAGAAUUGAAUGCCACUGUUUUAUAACUUGGAGCAAAUAUACUAACCUGCCUUUAGCUUCACUGGCAAAGAAUUUCACAUGCAUAUGUGCCCACUGCAGAGAGGUGCCAGGCAUGGCCUGGCUGCUGCUGCUGGUUAGAACAGAAGCAGCCAUGGUGCCCAGUCAGGAAGAACCCAGCCCGCAUCUGAUGGGGAGAAAAUCCUGUAAUAUGUUGGGCCCUGUGCAAGGUGCUUUUACACAUUCAUAAAUACAGCUCAUUACCUCUUCAUUUGAAAUUGGUAUGGAGGGUUGAGGAACAUGAAUUGUAUAGCCAAGCAUCAGGCUUGUAAAAGAGAGUGCUUGGUGGUUAAACCAGAUCUGACCCUCAAGCCCAAUCUAGGUUUUUUCUCCAUGGUGCCUGAGCUUGGUGGCUGUGUGCGCUGA
Molecule: messenger RNA, 2684 nt
Organism: Talpa occidentalis (Iberian mole)
Lineage: Eukaryota; Metazoa; Chordata; Mammalia; Eulipotyphla; Talpidae
Gene: RMND5B
Product: required for meiotic nuclear division 5 homolog B
Exons: 10
Coding region: 687-1868 (393 amino acids)
Biological process (GO): proteasome-mediated ubiquitin-dependent protein catabolic process
Cellular component (GO): nucleus; cytoplasm; GID complex
Molecular function (GO): protein binding; ubiquitin protein ligase activity
Source: RefSeq, a predicted model, not a curated record